Molecule: messenger RNA, 3699 nt
Organism: Tetrapisispora phaffii CBS 4417
Lineage: Eukaryota; Fungi; Ascomycota; Saccharomycetes; Saccharomycetales; Saccharomycetaceae
Gene: PIP2
Product: oleate-activated transcription factor PIP2
Exons: 1
Coding region: 1-3699 (1232 amino acids)
Biological process (GO): positive regulation of transcription by RNA polymerase II
Cellular component (GO): nucleus
Molecular function (GO): DNA-binding transcription factor activity, RNA polymerase II-specific; zinc ion binding
Source: RefSeq, a predicted model, not a curated record
AUGGAAUCCGAUCUCUCUUCGAAACUGAACCUAAGUAAUAGCGAUGCUGCUUUCAUUGAUAAUAAUGCGGAAAACACUCCCUCAGAACCCAGAUACACUAACGAUGAGAAAUUGCAUCGAAUAAGAAAGAAAAGAAACAGGAUAUCAUUUGUUUGUCAACAUUGUAGAAAAUCAAAAACCAAGUGUGAUAAAAAGCAACCGCAUUGUGCAAGAUGUAUCAAACACGGUAUUCAAUGUGUUUACGAUAUUGAAUUUCAAGUAAAGCCAAAGACGCCUUCGAAAACUGCAAUAAUAAAAAGAUUAGAAGCCGAUUUACAAAAUUACAAAUCACAAUGCAUGUCUUUAGCAGAGCAACUAGAACAGCAGAAGGCAAUAAAUAGCCAUAUCACAGAAAAGCAAUUUAACACCACCGCCACGAAUACCACUGGGAAAAAUACUGCAAAAUUGGAUAGAGAAAGAGAUAAUGAAACAAGUCCACAAAAUGAUUCGGAAGUGGAAGAAGCCGAAUCAAUCAAUUUCUAUGAAUGCCAUCCAAGUUUAAUUAUAAAUGGUAUAAUGAAAAGAGAGGUAAAACCCUUAGCUGAAAACUAUAUUAUACUGCAAGAUAAAUUUCUAUCAGUGCUAGUAUCUUCAAUCUUUUUAGAUCCCUUUAAAAAUUCUAUCAUAACGGCAUUAUCCGAUAAUUCAGUAUCAAUCUCAUCAAAACCAUCAGUUCGUAAAAAUAUCUUAAAAUUGAAAGAAGUUUUGUUGAAACAUAACCACUCAAAACAACAGAAAAACAGAAUCUCUGAUUUUUUCAAUAGAAUUUUACAGAAAAAUUCAUUAUUAACAUUUACCAAUAGUGAUAAUGUCGAAAAUGAUGCUGCUUACAAAAUGAAAAAUAAUAUCACCCCAUCCUCCACAAAUCUUCAAGAGAAUACACAAAUUUAUGAAGGAAUAGAUAGUACUGAUUCGGAGAGUCAGAAUGCAAAUGAUACGCCAGGCAAUAUUAGGAGACAAAGAAAUACUUUACUAAAUCUCGGCGUGAGCCAAUUAUCAACAUCAAUGUUCAAUAAUUUUGAGCACCAAUAUCUAGAGGAUUAUUGUACAAUUAAUAAAGAUACUGGAGAAGUAGAAUACUCACAGUUGAUGAAGUGUUUUAUAUCUGAUUUUGAACAAUUAUUACCUCCAUACGAUGUGAUUAUGAAUUACAAAGCAUAUUUUUAUGAGUCUAUUUAUCCAAAUUUACCUUUUUUGGAUAAAGAACUAUUUGAAGACACUUUAUCAUUGAUUUUAUUUCCAUUAGACGAAGACGAAGAAUACAAAGAAGGAAGUACCGAUUCAAGUGAAACCAAUGUUAGAAAUGUUCGAAUUCUUUUAGGAAAAUCAAGAUUAAGAACAAAACUAGAAAAUCUUGGUAUUCUAAUCAUUAUAUUAAAACUAUCUUAUAUUUCUUUGAGAUUUAAUGAAUUUGAUUCCGUGGAUUUUUCAGUUUCGUCGCAGUAUAUUAGUAAAGAAAUGUUGGAUAAAUACCCAAUGAACAAUGACUCAGUGUUAUUAGUAGAGAGACUAUUGGUCGCGGAAAAUUAUUGUGCAUGUGCUAAUGAAAAUAUUAUCUGUUGUUUACUUUACAUUUGGGCAUUUUUUGUUUUCUCUCCUGAAGAAGGUGAUUUUUUUUUGGAACAUCCUACUGAUAUUUUGUCCGGUGUUAUUGCAAUGUUGGGUAAUGCAAUUGGACUACACAGAGAUCCACUAGACUUCCCUCAAUUACAACGACCUUCUGUCGAUAGUAGAAUUCUUAACUAUAGAAGAAUAUUAUGGCUUGCUAUAGUCACCACUUCAUGCCUAGAAUCAUCAUUAAAAGGUAGACAUCCAAUAUUUGUUAAAUUUUUAACAAAAAAUUUUAUCAAAGACAUCAAUUCUCCUGAUGCUUUAGAAACCUAUAUGGCUAGAGUGAGAAAUGAUCUUGGUCCAACAGGUAGUGAAAAAUUAUUGAAGACUCAUGAAAUUUCAUUUAAAAGAAUGCAAUUAUCUAUCUUAAUAUCAACCUUAGAUUCUCUAACAUUAACUUACGGUAAAUCAUUUAAAUUAUCUGAGUUUGAGACAGCGAGGAAAAGAAUUAAAGAUUUCUUGGAUAAUCAAUUCCCAAUAUUGGAUUUCAAAGGUAACAAUAAUACUAAUGAUUGGAUUAACCAAUUAACAAAAGUAACAACCACCGAAUACUCAAUUACAUUACAUUCAAGAAUGAUGGCAUCGUUGGUUUUGUUGAGGUUUUCAAUUGCUUUAUUUUUACAUUAUGAAACUUUAUACAACAAAACUGGUUCAAUCAAGCUAUUACCAUAUUAUAAAAAUUAUUUUUAUAGAAGUUGUAUUGAUUGUCUGACACUAGCCUCUCAUUUUGAAAAAUUUUUCAAUGGUGGUUAUGGUACCAAGUAUUCGAACCUAACUAGUUACAAUGUAACCAAAACUGCACAAUUAGCUUUACCUUCUGUGAUUUUUAGUAUUUUAUCUAUUGUCAUCAGACUAGAGUUAGCAGGUGUAACUUUAUUAACAGACUAUAAAAAUUUAUCACACAGAUAUAAUAUUUUAAAGGAUAAUGAAAGCCCUGAAUCUAAGAGCUUAGAAAAGAGGCUGAAUGAAUUAAUAGGUAAAAUUACUGUAAUGAAUUCUUUAAAGAUUGAAUUUGAAAAGUUAUUAACAUCAAUGUACCAUAUUGCUUCAGAACAUUUGAGAUUUACUUAUUUUUCUGUUUUCAAGAUGUUAACUUUAUUUGAUGUUAUCAUGCAUAAAAUCAAGAAGGGUCAUUUAUUGACGACAAUAAUAAGAAUGUGCCAAUCUGAGUUACUACAUCCUAAGUUUGUUGAAACAUUUUCCAUGACUUUAAAUCUAGAUCUCUCGAAGCGUGAUACGUUACUAGAAGAUUUAAAGAAGACUAACCAUUUAAUCAAUAUAAGUGUUGAAGAUCUGAAUGAGAUAUAUCAGACUGUGAGUUCACUAAGGAAAAAUAAUGAUACUUCUAGCCGAGAUAAAAAAGCAGCAAAUGCUCAAUCACCAUCCUGUGUCUAUGGUCCUAUUAUUACCAAUUUAGCUUCACUUGCUACGCCACAAUCAGCAAGUGAUAUUAAUAAACAGCAAACUAACAGUAAUCAAAAUUUGGAGUCCGAAUCUCUUCAAAACAGUAACCUCACCGUGCCAGAGGAUGUUCAACAGAAUUCCGGUAUGGGGAAUGGUGCUUUUCCACAACCUUAUAAAACAGACGGGGAACAGGACAUGGCUCAGAAAAACUUUGACUACUUUAGUACUUCUAUGAAUAAAAUUCCUUCAUCGAUUUAUAAUCAACUUAACCAAAACACAGGUUGGUUAAACGGUUUGAGUAACUCUACAAAUUCAACCAUGAAUUCCACUGCAAAUGGGAAACCUAAUGAUGCUAACAUUCAAAAUAAUGUUAACAACAAUAUGUAUCCUUCAGUCAAUUUGGAUGGAACCUCAUUUUCAAAUGAUUUUGAUUUUAUACAAAAUCGAAAUAUGAUGAAUUCAGGUGUAGAAGAAACUAUCCAUAACAAUAAUCUCCCCGAACAAAUAGAUGGUAAUCUGGAAAAGGACCAAUAUGGAAAUAUUGAUGCCGGCGAUCCAGAAAUCCAUGAAGGAAUUAACCUAAGAGGAAUUUUCGGUGGUCUCGACCUAUUUGAUUAUGAUUUCCUUUUUGGAGGUGAAAAGUAA